Molecule: messenger RNA, 2566 nt
Organism: Suillus plorans
Lineage: Eukaryota; Fungi; Basidiomycota; Agaricomycetes; Boletales; Suillaceae
Product: kinase-like domain-containing protein
Exons: 16
Coding region: 438-2495 (685 amino acids)
Biological process (GO): protein phosphorylation
Molecular function (GO): ATP binding; protein kinase activity
Source: RefSeq, a predicted model, not a curated record
UUUUACACUGCCCAACGUGGGGCCCCGCUGCAUGAUCACAGCGAUUUUGUCUUCUGGCCCGCGGAGUAUAGAGUUUAGUGCCAGCCAUCUCAGAAAAUUCAACUCGGCAAGGCACUUGAAUCCAGUUUCAUCUUUCAUUGCUCUGGCUGGUACAAAUGACUGAUUUUGAUAGCAUAGCAUCUACACAUGAACAUCUUUCUGGUGGAGUUACAUCUCCUCUCUUUUUUCACUCUUUUCGUUAGUGGGCAAUACAUCAGAAAUAAAAGUGGGGCCAACAUGGGCGGCUAGCAGAAUAGGUCUGUCAAACAUAAAAACUAAGAAAGCCGCCAUACCAGGUAUAGUUCCCUUCAAGAUUCGUAAUCCAGUGAACACGAGGGUUGGUGUGUAUCUUGACGCUGGACCUUUCUACCCCCACCUCAUCAAAUCCCACCCUCGCAAUGUCCAGGCAGUCGAUCAGCGAUCUCGUCGACCUCACAGAGCGUAUCACACGCACCUGUUUUUUUUGUUCAGCUGGAGGAGGGUUUGGUGACAUAUGGCGCUGCACGCUACAAACUGGUGCAACACAUGACAUGGUUGCAGUCAAAGCAAUCAGGUUCCAAUCUGGAGAGGCCAGUGCAUCACAGGAAAAGGCGCUGCGACGUGAACUUGGAACGUGGAAGAGACUUGUCCAUGCGAAUAUCUUGCCACUACUAGGCAUAGCAAGAGGUUUUAGCCCCUCUAUAUCUAUGGUCUCCCCUUGGUACGAAAAUGGUUCGCUAGCAGCUUAUCUCCAGAAAUACGAAGGUAUUCCUCUGUCUGAUCGCCUCCGCCUACUUCAAGACAUUGCAUCGGGUCUCCGUUAUCUGCAUGGCAUCCCGGUGGUUCACGGUGAUUUAACUCCAAACAACGUACUCCUGAAUGACGAAAAAAGGGCUGUCCUCACAGACUUUGGCUUAUCGUCCAUGCUCGGGGAUAUCACGGGUUUUUCAUAUCUUGAACGGUCUUGUGCACAACCAGGAGCAAUUCGCUACAGCGCUCCCGAGCUUCUGAUUUUUGGGGAGUCUGAUGCAUCUAUCCGACCAGACAUUCGAAGUGAUGUCUACUCAUUUGGCUGUCUAGCGCUCAAAGUCCUUUCUGGAAACGAACCCUGGUCUGAUGUCAAACACUGGAGAACUAUCGUCAUCAAAGUCGCAAAUGGACGUACACAACAGAGGCCUACCCACAGUCCGAUUUCAGAUGCACAUUGGCGACUAAUACAACAAUGUUUCUCACGACCUCGUGCUCGACCAUCCACAAAUGACAUUCUGAAAUUUCUCAGAAAAGAAUUACAGUCGGAAGAUCAAAAUCAAAAAGUCUCGGCCGUGAAUCGAUCGACCCAAUGCUCCGAUCAAGAUGAAGCUACGGCAUCUCUCAAGUACAAAGUUACUGCCAACACAUUUCAUUUGACACAUGCUUCCGGGACAAGUCACAUUAUUGAUCCAAAUGAACAAAUAGCGUCUACGUUGCUCAGUUCUAUACCUGAUAUUCCUGACAAAGGGAAAGGCCCUGCGCGCAAGUUCAGUUUGAAUUUGUUCCGCCGUAAAAGCGUGCAAUCGAUUCAAACACGAGGCCCGAACAUUGAGGCCCGUUCGCUGACGAUAGUGCAAGACUUUGCCGUACCUUCGGGGGGGCUUGGCAAUACUUUUCAGUGUGUCUUGCGGAACAAGACAAAAAAGGAGAAGGUCGCUGUCAAGUCCAUUAAGGUACGAGAUGACGAUGAAGAGAACAUUAGGGAGGCUCAAAAAAUCAUCCUGAAAGAAGUGCAAGGCUGGAUGUCUCUCUCCCAUGAAAAUCUAUUACCUAUCUACGGUACUACUACUGGCUUCGGUUCUAGCCUUCCAUGUUUGGUUUUGCCUUGGAUGGAGAACGGGUCGUUGACCAGCUACCUGAGCAUCAAGAAUCAAAACCUCCCAAUCGCUACGAAAUUUUUGCUUCUAUCUCAUGUCGCAGCUGGGCUUCAAUUUCGUAAGUACGAAGAUAUUCCGCCAAUUAAGUACACCUCACCGGUUUCAUCAACAGUCCACAGCAAUUCCAUAAUACAUGGCAAUCUCAGUAGUAAUAAUGUCCUCAUCGAUGAGCGCCACAAUGUCCGUCUCACAGACUAUGGACUGUCUUCAGUCGUAUCCAUGUGCGGCGAACUCUUUCAGUCCUAUCAUUGCAGUGCUUUGCGCUGGACGGCCCCGGAAUUGAUCGACGACGAUGACCAGGAGCUCGGUAACGCGUCCGAUAUCUAUUCUUUCGGAUGCAUCAUGCUUCAUGUGCUCUCCGAAAAGUUACCAUACUGGUGGCUGGACGACGUUCUGCGCGUACUUUCUGCGCGACACAAUGGCGUGAAUCCAGUCCGUUGCGGGUCGGAGAUGCAUGAGGAACAUGUGAAAUUCGUCCAGCAUUGCUUGUCGGUUUCUCCUACGGACCGUCCAACAAUGGAUAAGAUCGACGGUUUCAUUGCAAGAUCUACGCGGUCCAUUGUAAAGUAGAGCUGCAUCAUACUCGGGUUAUACCUAGUCACAACCAGAUAUCAAUAAUUAGAUAUCAGGCAUUUGAGGAA